Molecule: messenger RNA, 1595 nt
Organism: Pseudopipra pipra
Lineage: Eukaryota; Metazoa; Chordata; Aves; Passeriformes; Pipridae
Gene: EPCAM
Product: epithelial cell adhesion molecule
Exons: 9
Coding region: 204-1133 (309 amino acids)
Cellular component (GO): membrane; bicellular tight junction
Molecular function (GO): cadherin binding involved in cell-cell adhesion
Source: RefSeq, a predicted model, not a curated record
CCGGGGGAGGAGCCGCCGCCGCCCCCCCGCGUCCCAGGUGUAACCGGAGCCGGGAGGGCGCGGCGCAGCCACCUCCACCUGCGGAACCUGUCGGGCGGCUCACUCCGCUCCGCCGCCGCUGCCGUGCACGUACCGCUCCCUGUCCGCCCGCGUCCCCGAGGACUUUCCCCCGGCCUCCCCGCGGCCCGCCGCCCGCCCCAGCCAUGAAGCCGCUCUGCGGGGCUGCGCUCCUCCUGCUGCUGCUGUUCUGCACCGCCGUCUGUGCCCAGCAGAGCUCGUGCAUCUGCGACAUGAACAAGCGUGUCACCAACUGCAGGAUAGACAAUACGAAGUGUUUGUGCGACGCCGUCGGCUCCAGCAUCACCGUGUACUGCGACACCUUGACUCCAAAAUGCCUGUUGAUGAAAGCAGAAGCGACGGGCUCAAAAUCAGGGCGUCGUGAGAAACCAAAAGAUGCGUUUCAAGAUACCGAUGGCCUUUAUGAUCCUGAGUGUGAAAACAGUGGUGCUUUCAAGGCGAAGCAGUGCAAUGGAACCACCUGUUGGUGUGUGAAUACAGCUGGUGUUAGAAGAACUGACAAACACGAUUCGGACUUGAAAUGCAAUCAAUUAGUCAGAACGAUAUGGAUCAUCAUUGAAAUGAAACAUGCUGAGAGAAAUGCUCCUCUGAACGCCGAAUCUUUAAAGAAGUUCUUCACGGAUACAAUUGCCAAUCGUUAUUUGCUGAAUGGACGCUAUAUAACUAAUGUUGUGUAUGAAAACCCGUACAUUACUAUUGAUCUGAAGCAGAAUUCCUCAGACAAAUAUUCUGGAGGUGUGGAUAUAGCUGAUGUGGCCUACUACUUUGAAAAAGAUGUGAAAGGUGACUCCAUCUUUCAUAGUAACACACUAAAUCUCACCAUUGAUAACGAACCGCUGAAGCUUGAGAGGACAGUGGUCUACUACGUUGAUGAAAUAGCACCGGAGUUUUCCAUGAAGUCUCUGACUCCUGGCCUGAUUGCUGUCAUUGUUGUAGUAGUGAUAGCAAUAGUUGCUGCAAUUGUUGUUCUGGUCCUCACAAGGAGGAGGAAAGGGAAGUACGUGAAAGCUGAGGUGAAGGAAAUGAAUGAAAUGCAUAGAGGACUGAAUGCUUAACGAAAACAACUGAAGACAAGUAAGAUUCAAACAAGAAGACAACAAACAUCAUUGAAGGCAUGGAUCUUAACUCUUAAAAGUUUCCUCCUGAAAGGGAGGCAGUUGUGCUCACUUAAUGAUUGGUAAAACAGCCAAGAUUGGUAACCAUGCUUUUACUAUUUGUUGAGGGUUAAAUCUUAAACACCCCGUCUUACUCAAGUCAAACUUAACUAUUGCUCCCUGAUUUUACUUUUUUUGAUGAUGAUAAAAUGAGUUGUCAUCUGCUGUUACUAGGGUUUUGGAGCAUUCAUGCUUAAAUGGUUAUUUUGCCCUUGUGGGAGUUUUGUUGAAAAUGAUUGUGUAGCCACGUUGUAAUGAGACUGUCUCCUGUAUAACUAAACAUGAUGUUUUUAUGGCAGUUUGUACAUAUUUGAAGUUGCUGUAACUUUUUUAUGACUUGAAUUAAUAAAACUUGGAAACAGG